GCUGUGGACAACACAGAGCUAGCCAAUUUGUGUAUAAAAGACAGAGACAGUGCUUGAUCUGCUGUUUCUAGCUGAAGUGAAGAUGCGGUCAUCACUAAUAAAAAGGCACAACAAAUUCAGUGUAGUUUUCAUAAACAGCUUCUAUAAUCUUUGACUCUCUUUGAAUGGAACAGUUUCAGAUCUUGACCGGAUGUACUGUGAACUAAAAAGGAGCAUUUAAAAAACUACGGUAGUCUGUUCCUGUUGACCUAUUAAGAUUUUAAAUUCUCACUGACCAGAAUUUAUUGAUGGAUGAGUACACAUUUUAACCACAUACUGAUUUUGGGUUAUUUAUAAGUGCAUAUUUCAUAUGAAUUGAACAUUUUAAGAGAAAGCAUACCUUUAGACUGUAUUACUUUGUAGAUUUUUAGUUUGCAAACAAAUUUGAAAGACUUCAGAACCAACCAGCCUUUCUAUAAACACAUUUGAACUAGGCUGUGCUAAGACAUCAAAGUAAUCUUUUUCUUCACUUCGCACAGCCAUAAAAUAUUGAAAGAAGGAACAAAGACAAAGGUUUGGUCAUCCAAAAUGAACACUUUUUCUUCAGGACUGCAAGGUGUAUUCCGAAAUCUCUGGAAGGAUGUCUGUUUUCGAGUCUGUAGCAGAAAGGAAAACAUGGAAGUGGAUCAUAUUCACAUGUUACAGCAAAUGAGGAUUGCUGAGAUCCCCUUGUUUGAGGCUAUCAAGGAGAAUAAUAUCCCAGCUAUUAAGAAACUACUCCAGUGCUCCUCAACAGACCCCUUCCAGAGAGGUGCUCUUGGAGAGACAGCUCUACACAUUGCUGCACAGUAUGAUAACUAUGAAGCAGCACAUACUCUCUUGAAUGCGGCUCCAGACCUUGUGAAUGAGCCCAUGUUGUCAGAGUUCUACAGAGGACAGACAGCCCUGCAUAUUGCAGUAGUAAAUAAGAAUGUGAAACUUGUAAAGCUGUUUAUCCAAAUGGGAGCUGAUGUUGUUACACCACAAGCAACUGGAUCCUUCUUCAGAAAGUUCCCAGGCAACCUUAUCUACUAUGGAGAACACAUAUUGUCCUUCGCUGCCUGUGCAGGGGAUUUUGAGAUUGUAAGGCUGUUGAUUGAAAAAGGUGCCAACAUCACUGCACGAGAUUACCUUGGAAACACUGUGUUUCAUAUUCUGGUUUUGCAGUCCAACAAGACUUUGAGUUGUCAGAUGUAUGACACCAUUAUGGAAUAUGAUGAGAAAGAAAGUGGAGUUCCAUCUGAUCAGAUCCCAAACAAAGAGGGGCUGACACCUUUUAAACUUACAGCUAAGGAAGGAAAUAUCAUUAUGUUUCAACAUUUAUUGCAGAAGUUGAUGCAUGUACAGUGGACAUAUGGGCCCUUGAAUUCUACUCUUUACAACAUUACAGAAAUUGAUUCUUGUGGCGAAGACCUUUCUAUCUUACAACUAAUUGUCAUUUCUGAAAAUAAAGAGGCACAUACUAUUGUAGACAUGACUCCAGUAAAGGAAUUAGUGGGACUGAAAUGGCAUAAGUAUGGAAAGCACUACUUUCGAGCUCUUGGGUUCAUUUACCUGAUAUACAUCUCCAUCUUCACUGCCUGCUGCAUAAAUCGCCCACUGAUGCCACGUCCCGACAAUGCCACAGAUCCAACUGAUCUCAUGAUGUAUGUGCAGAAACCGUUGAAGGACUGUUACACUACAAAAGCAGAUUAUGUACGAUUAGUUGGGGAGAUCAUCAGUCUCAUUGGAGCAUCGACAAUUAUGUUUAUAGAGAUUCUUGGUAUCCUGCGGUUUGGUGUGAAGACCUACUUUUUCCUAACAGUUCUUGGCGGUCCUUUCCACACCAUUGGUAUAUGUUACUCUACAUUGGUGUUGAUUAUUCUGAUCAUAAGACUGUCCAGCAGUGAUGGUGAAGUGGUGCCAAUGUCCAUGGCCCUCAUUCUGGGAUGGAUGUACAUCUUGUAUUUUGCACGAGGAUUCAAGAUGUUAGGGCCAUACACUAUUAUAAUUCACAAGAUCAUUUUUGCUGAUGUCCUACGAUUUAUAUGGAUAAUGAUCUUUGUGAUCUUUGGCUACACUUCAGCAUUUCAGAUUAUAUUUGAGAGUCAAAAUCCUUCUGGAAUUCCAGCAUUCUAUCAGUUUCCAAUGGCGCUUCAGAGUACUUAUGAUCUGUUCCUGAAUGUUCUGAAUGUCCCUACUAAUUAUAAUAUGGAUCUCCCAAACAUGUAUAUACUCGUCUAUAGCUCCUUCGCCAUGCUCACGUCAGUACUCAUGCUCAACUUACUUAUUGCUAUGAUGGCAGACACAUAUUUUAGAGUGGCAAGGCAACAGGAACUAAUUUGGAGAAUUCAGGUUGUUGCAGCAAUGCUUCAGUUGGAACAAAGAAUGCCUAGAUGGCUUUGGCCACGGGCUGGGAUCUGUGGAAAAGAAUACGGACUUGGAGACCAAUGGUAUCUGAGGGUAGAAGACAAAAAGAACUCACCACCAUCAGAUAAUACCAACAUAGUAGUUCCUCAGACUCUAAUGAGAAAUGGGGCACAAAACAAGUUCUGGAACAUUGUCCGUCAUGCAAUCAAAAAGAAGGCUUUUAAGGAACAAACCAAUGCAUCAGAUGAGGUUAUAUAUCACCUCUGAGAUCAAGUUGCUUAAAAUCUAGAUGGAGAAAUCAGAUUAACUUGAUAUUUGCCUUCUUCAAAAAUGUGAACUUGUAGUAAUGCAACUGCAAAAAAGAUGUUAAAUCUUAAAUAGAAGGGGGCAGGAAUUCCAGAGAUGGCAUGGCAGCAAAUUCCAAGCUUUAAUUCUUAAUGUGAAAAUAAAUUCCUGAAGUUGUUUUCCUGUAUGUCUGAGUUUAUUUUACUAUUUUAGAUCAUAAAUGGUUUCCUGAUACUGUAGUUAAUCAGUUUACAAAAACUGGAUGAAUCAAAAUGUAUCUCAACUUUGUCGCAUAUAUGUUGAUGUAUUACAUGGUGAAAAUGGUUGAAACAAAUAUUACUUUAGUCAUCUAAUUCCUGUUUAUCCAUUACUCCAUAUUAGCUGCAUUUCUAAAUUGGGUCCUAGAUAACAUUUGUCUGAUAAUUUGAAUUCUGCAUGAUUCCAACACAUUUAAUUUCUCUGUGAAUAAUUAAAUAUUGUUAUGUUCCACAGGCUUGUAUAAUUUGUCUUGUAAGUUCUGUGAUGUAAAGGGUGACUAUGGGUUUUCUUUUCAUUGAUUUUGAUGUACUGCAGGAAGUAAACAAUGAAAUAGAGUCUGUAUUUUAUAGUUUUGAAUUAUAUUAUAACCUUAUAAUACAGAUAUCUACUUAAUGGUAUUUUAAAGUGUUAGCUGAGAGAAUAUGCUACAAAAAAUAAACAAUUAUAAAUGGCCUGUCUGCGGAAAAUGUGCAGUCUUCCAAAUUAUCUUCAUUUACCUAAGAUGAUGUGAGGCUAUUUGCUGUAUAUUCAGCUUGGUAAAGUUUUAACUGAUAUAAUUAAUACUAAAAAAUACAGACAGUAGAUGAUAGCCCUGAAAACAACCAAAGCUGAGUCAUACAUACAAUGUACCUGAAGGUGGCUGUUGAAAUAAAUUUACUCUGUUAAUUUAGUUCAUGUCAUGAUGCAGCCUUUACUACAUUAAAGGAAUAUAUCCCAAUGUGAGUACAAUAAAUUAAAAUAAAUGGUAUUACUAACUGCUGAUGUCAA
This is a messenger RNA of Protopterus annectens (West African lungfish), 3678 nucleotides long. RefSeq names its product transient receptor potential cation channel subfamily V member 6-like. Lineage: Eukaryota; Metazoa; Chordata; Ceratodontiformes; Protopteridae. Gene Ontology annotation, molecular function: calcium channel activity; protein binding. Bases 568 to 2634 code for a protein of 688 amino acids. Gene Ontology annotation, biological process: calcium ion import across plasma membrane. The transcript has 15 exons. The record is from RefSeq and is a predicted model, not a curated record. Gene Ontology annotation, cellular component: membrane.